CUUCUGUUGAACCGAUAAUCUUGUAUAAUACGGAAUGACAGGGAGGAGGAAAAAGUAUACAAAUAUUGACUUCCUAUAUCAGUUUAACACGAGCGAAUAAGACAAUCAUUGACAAUUUGACUUAGUUUGAAAACAACGUUGUGUUACGAUUUUUCCAGCAAACAACAUAGUUAUGAAAUAGGUUUAAUGCCCUCUUAUAAAAGUCUGCACUGAAUGACAAGACCCCUGGCGGACUAUUAUCUCUGUAGAAGAAUCAUUAGACUGUUUUGAAAGAGACAGAAAAUGCGCACGUAACAGUGCAAAUCUACAGCUUUGAAGAGCGCUAAUCUAGCGGAACCCGAAAUGGGCCCCGGGAACAACAGUCAGGCAAGAUCCUCAGAGAGCACACAGAAAGGUUUGUUGGACGACUACACACUCGCUGUCCUCUCACUGAUUCUGUACGUGUUUGCUAUCGGGAUCGUCAGCGUUUGCGGCCUCAUCUGCAACGUCAUCAACAUCAUAGUUUUCUGUAAGCAGGGCUUCAAAGAUACCGUAAACAUCACAUUGUUCGGGCUGACCAUUUCGGAUAUGGGAUGUGCCAUCACUCUGUUUUGGGGGAGCGUGUGUUUUAACCCUCUGUUUAUCGAAGCCGACCUGCCCAUGGUGUACCAAGACAUAAUCUAUCUCACGUCAGGAUGGCCUCUUGUGUGUUUUGCGCGUAUCUCCAGUUGGAUCACAGCUUUUGUUACAUUCGAGAGGUGUCUCUGCAUUACUGUGCCCCUGAAGGUGAAGAUGAUUCUGACGCCGAGGAGAACAGUCUUCGUAGUUGUGGGAAUUUACUUGGGCAUAAUUCUUUGCGUAGUGCCACUGUAUUAUGCAAUGGGACUGGGUCCAAGACAUUUUCCGGAGAGAAAUGUAACGAUAAUUGGAUCGGUUUACAAUGAAAACGGUCCUUUCUAUGAGGGAGUAGCUCUUACGCUUAGCGCGUUUUCCCAACUGGCUUCGUUUUUUGCCGUUAUCAUCUGUACUGGGAUUCUGGUCCACAAUUUUCUCUUGAAAUCAAAAUGGCGGCAGUCGGCUUCAAGCGCCACAAGACAGGAAUUUUUAACAAACAGAGACAAGAAAGUUGUCAAGAUGAUUCUCUUCAUUUCAAGUUUAUUCAUCGUGUUUUUCUCACCGACGGCUGCUAAUACGUUUGUCAUGAUGAUCAGUUCGGAGUACCGCACGGGAGGCAGAUACCAAAAUGUUUAUCUCCUCAACUGGGCCAUUUCUUGUUUGCUUGUGGGGACAAACUCGACGGUGAAUAUCUUUGUCUACUACAGCAUGAGCUCAAAGUACAGGAAAAUUCUUGACGAAAUGCUCAAAAGAAAGGAAGGGAACAGAGGGCCUUCGGAGAGGAAGGCUGUACGCUGUAUCCAAUCUUUGUGAACGUUAUAUAUGCAUUGUCACAAUAUUAUGAUAGCUCAAAUACAGCUUUCUGUUCUAU
Molecule: messenger RNA, 1465 nt
Organism: Aplysia californica (California sea hare)
Lineage: Eukaryota; Metazoa; Mollusca; Gastropoda; Aplysiida; Aplysiidae
Product: chemosensory receptor B
Biological process (GO): G protein-coupled receptor signaling pathway
Cellular component (GO): membrane
Molecular function (GO): G protein-coupled peptide receptor activity
Source: RefSeq, marked provisional